Messenger RNA from Daldinia caldariorum, 865 nucleotides. RefSeq names its product signal recognition particle 9 kDa protein-domain-containing protein. Gene Ontology annotation, biological process: SRP-dependent cotranslational protein targeting to membrane. The coding region runs from base 113 to 688 and encodes 191 amino acids. Gene Ontology annotation, cellular component: signal recognition particle, endoplasmic reticulum targeting. The transcript is spliced from 2 exons. Lineage: Eukaryota; Fungi; Ascomycota; Sordariomycetes; Xylariales; Hypoxylaceae. The record is from RefSeq and is a predicted model, not a curated record.
AGACCAUACAAGCGACAGGCGACUUGCCUAAGUACGAAGUAGCUGUUUGCUAGGGACUAUUAUAUUAUCAUAUACAUCAAAAGUCCGCGACAAAGCGGCACUCUCGCCCGCAAUGCCCUACUACGCCACGAGCCAGGAAUGGCUGCACCAGUCGUCGCUGCUGCUGGAAGCGCAACCUAAUACCACGCGCAUAACAACCAAAUACCACAUCUCCAAGCCCAAACCUCGCCGGUCCAAGAAAUCCUCCUCUUCCACCUCUGCCCCCUCCACCGAAACUUCCACCACCGCUCCCGCCGCCCCCCGCGGCUCCCUCACGCUCAAAACCUACGACCCUCGCUCCGGCGUCUGCCUCAAGUACCGCACGACCAAAGCGGCCGAGGUCUCGCGGCUGAUCCAGAGCCUCGGCCGGCCGCUGGGCGCGCGCAUGGCCGCGCUGCCGCUCCCCGAGGCCGCCGACGAGGUCAUGGCCGACGCGCCGCUGGCGCAGGGCUCUACGCCCGCCGACGAGAAGGCGGAGGAUGUGGUGCCCGCUGCUGCUGUUGCUGGAACGGCGGGUGCGGGUGCGAAGGGACAGGGACAGGGACAAGGACAGGCGCAAGGACAAGGACAAGGGCAAGGGCAAGGAGGUGCAAAUACGGGAGGAGGAGGUGGUGGUGGGAAGGGGAAGAAGAAGCGUGGGAAGAAAUAGGGGAUGGAUAAAAGAAUGGGUGGAUGGAUCAAUGGAAAGGAAGAGAAGAAGCGAAGAAGGGGAAAAGAUAAAAUCCUAGGCUCUUUGAGGAACGACUACUUCCAUGCAUUGACGAGGUCAUAGCAUUGCUAUAAAGUCCAGGAUCACUUCAGAGUUAGAAUGAGAUCGCAAAGUACC